Molecule: messenger RNA, 1751 nt
Organism: Mya arenaria
Lineage: Eukaryota; Metazoa; Mollusca; Bivalvia; Myida; Myidae
Exons: 6
Coding region: 205-1212 (335 amino acids)
Source: RefSeq, a predicted model, not a curated record
UUUCAAACACAGCGUGCGCAAUCUCCGGCUCGCGCUUCACACAGCAGAAAUUAGGAUAUCUAUGUUGCUUACUUCGUGCCGCUUUCUUGACCUCAGGGUUAACAAAUAGUUUGUGUGUACUGAGCUACGUCAUAUUACGGGCAUUGUUAGCUUAAAUACACGGACAGUUAAUGGGAAUUUUUUAAACAUCUUAUAAACCUUAAAAUGGCUGUUAUUGGAGUUUUCAUGUUGCUAUUGACGUUGUCAAUGAAGGUUCCAAGCGUCUCAUCCUUGACGAACUACGAGUUUUACAAGGCUAUUGAACCCUACAUAUCUGAAUCUGAUGCUGAUUACCCAGACGGAAAUCAAACAAUGGAGGAAAGCAAUGACGAUGACAUCAUAGAUAUUCCAGGUGGUCCGAAUGAUGAACUGGAUGUUGAAUUUCUUGCCAAUGCGCUUGGUAUUAUUUCUGCAGUUGAUGAGGAAAAUGAAGAUGAUGACCAAAUCAACUUGGGUUCCUUGAGUUGGCACCAUCAUCACCACCACCACCACCACCACCACCAUCACCACCACCACCACCAUCAUCAUCACCAUGCGCGUGCUUCGUGCCACUGUCAAAGUCACCAGUGUAAAUGUUGUGUGUCGCAAAGGUUCAGCGUCAAGAUCAUAUGGAAAAGGAUCAAGUUUACACUCAGAGCUUGCGUGACUGCACGAUUUAGUCGUGGACUAUUCUCGCUGACCUUCACACUCAACGGACGUCGACUCUUUAGCAAGAGGAUCAACCUUCGCCGUGUUCCGCGUUUGUGCUACCACGUGCCCGGUCUGAGAAUAGCAAGGGUCUGUCUUGAGCUGUACAAUAUCAACAUCAGAAGUAGGCGGGUUUGCGCUCGCAUUGUUGGGGAGCUAAAUCUCAAGAUCAAAAGGUUUAGAGUUCAUCUGAAACUAGGGUGCUUCCGUAUCCCACUAGCCAUUGAGGAUGGAAUAAGUCCUGAUCAAGUCACUGACGAUGGAGAGGGAUGGAAUAAACAUAGAUCGUUGACGGAGAUGUUUUCCGACCUGGCACUGCCUCUCGAUCAAGUAACGUCCGAUGACAUGGCACUGUCUCUCGAUCAAAUUGCGUCCGACGAUUUUGCACUACCCCCCGAUCAAAUUGCGUCCGACGACUUGGCACUAAAGUUUAGAGCGUUGGCCGAGUCAGUGGAAGGAACACAAAAUGAUGACUCGGAAGAUUAAAGACAUGUUUCUGUAUCCCAACCGCAGUGUCGGGCUGAUAACAAUCGAAAUGUGUAUCAAUGUUCCUUCGGUGUUCGUAUUCUUGUAUACAUGUAUUCAUAUAAAGUUUCUUGUUUUUUUCUGUUUGUGCAGUAGCUGAAACUAUAAACAGUUGUUUGACAUUCCUAAGAAUUCACAGCAAAUGAGCAAAUAUAUAACGGUAAAACAUCGAUGGAAUACGAAGCACAUUUUUAGAAAUCAAAUCUCACUUCAAAAAUCAAAUAAACUUUAUCUAGUAUUAUAUUUACCGUCCAUGGAUGAUAAUCAUAAAACAUCUUAAGACAAGCUAGCUUGAGUCACUUCCCCUAUUUCAAAAAAUCUAAUUUGUGAUAUGUUAUAAAAACUUAUUGAAUUAUUUCUUUCAAUUUGACUAUGGAAGUUUGAGGAAAUGAUUCAAGACGCCUUAUGAAUACGGCCCUUGAAAAAAUUGUUAGCAAGCUCGCCAGUUGUUCACUUUAUUACAAAGUAUCUGUAUUCUUUGAAUAAAAGUAUGUAUUAUA